This is a messenger RNA of Peromyscus eremicus (cactus mouse), 709 nucleotides long. Its product is annotated as basic proline-rich protein-like. The transcript has 2 exons. The record is from RefSeq and is a predicted model, not a curated record. The coding region runs from base 48 to 452 and encodes 134 amino acids. Lineage: Eukaryota; Metazoa; Chordata; Mammalia; Rodentia; Cricetidae.
UGUGACGCACCAGGCCGAGCGGGCGCGGGGCCGGGUCAGAGCCCGCUAUGGUGACCCCAACACCCGUUCCCACCCCCGGGGAGCCUCCCCCGCCAAGGCCCGACCUUCACGGUCCCGGGGAUGCCGGCGGGCGUCCGCGCUCCCACCAAGUGGCCCCUAGUUCUAACCGACAGACCCCACGACCCCCGAGCUCCACCCCGGGCGCGGCGGCCCGCCCCCCGUCCCCGCCCCCAGCCGUGACCGCGGCCGCCCGGGUCCCCGGUGCGCCCACCAUGGUGCCCGCCAGGCCAGGCGCAGCCAGAGCCCCGCACAGCAGCGCCGGCUUCAGCAAGCGGCUCAGACGGCCCCAGCUCAUCUCGGCGGCCGGAGCCAGCGGCUCCUCCCCUCACGCAGCCGGCCAAUGGACGCGCGCUGCCGAGUCUGGCCUGCCCGCCCUCGGCCACGCCCACUGACGUCUCUUACUGGCCGGGCUAACUUGAGCUCCUGAGAGCACGCCAUGUCUUGCUUCCCAAGGACUAGAAUGACAGAUGCACAUCCACCAGCAGAGGAGACCCUGGGAAUUAGAGGUUGACGUCCUGGAGGGCCUGCGAAACCGGUUUAGAAAAGAAUAAGUUAUGUAAAGUGGAAUUUAACGCUCAAAGCUGAGCAGCCUUGGUAGGGACUGUAGGAAGAGUUCCCACCUCUAAAAGAAUUACAGACAGAGACUAUG